UCUCCGUUUUUUCCCGUGGUCGGAAAUUAUUUUUAUUGCAACGACGAUUUAAUCGUCAGUUUGGGUUUUCGUCGAUCUGCUUUACGACGACCAUGGCGCCGAUUAUCAGAUCUACUCCUCUUCUCACUUUGUUCGUCUCUAAGCUUUGCUUCUUCUUCUUCAUCUUCUGUGCUUCCUCUCUUCCAACCUCAUUGGGGUCUGAGGACACUUACACGAUCACUGGUAGAGUGAAGAUCUCGCAAAGCAUUGAGAUUGGUGUCGCAGCCCAAUUCUCGAAUGUCAAGGUCAUACUCAACGGUGGACAGAACGUCACUUUUCUCAGGCCUGAUGGAUAUUUUUCAUUUCACAAUGUACCAGCUGGGACUCAUUUGAUCGAAGUAUCUGCACUUGGCUACUUCUUUUCUCCGGUACGAGUUGAUGUUAGUGCUCGGCAUCGUGGUAAGGUACAAGCAACACUAACCGAAACCAGGAGGAGCCUCACCGAGCUGGUUUUGGAACCGUUGAGGGAAGAGCAAUAUUACGAGAUGAGAGAGCCUUUCUCCGUAAUGUCGGUCGUGAAAAGUCCGAUGGGUCUUAUGGUCGGAUUUAUGGUCGUGGUUGUGUUCCUGAUGCCCAAACUGAUGGAAAACAUAGAUCCGGAGGAAAUGAAGAGGGCGCAAGAGGAAAUGAGGAGCCAGGGAGUGCCUACGCUCUCCAGCUUGCUGCCUGGGGCAGCUGCCCGCUAAGAGGGUUUUUUUUUCCCUUCAGUUAGUUGAAUUUGCAUGUAGAAUAUGAUUUAUUAUUAUUGGUCAGGAAAGAUGGCUUGGACUUUGGGUUUUCUUCAAACAUUUCAUCCUAUGAACCUGUUCCAUUAAUAAGCAGAUCUAUAUGCAUCAUCGGUUCUUUUU
Molecule: messenger RNA, 887 nt
Organism: Tarenaya hassleriana
Lineage: Eukaryota; Viridiplantae; Streptophyta; Magnoliopsida; Brassicales; Cleomaceae
Product: ER membrane protein complex subunit 7 homolog
Exons: 7
Coding region: 93-725 (210 amino acids)
Cellular component (GO): EMC complex
Molecular function (GO): carbohydrate binding
Source: RefSeq, a predicted model, not a curated record